UGAAAUGGGCAUGUUUUGAUUUUGAUGAUCUUGUAUGUUAAAGGAGACAGAAGGGUUAAUUUGUGAAAUGGCUGCUGAACCUGUUAAUGUGAAUGAAUUUCAAGAGUUAGCCAGGCUAACCCUUCCAAAAAUGUAUUAUGAUUUCUACUCUGGGGGAGCAGAGGACCAGCACACACUGAAGGAGAAUGUGGAAGCGUUUAGUAGGAUCACGUUUCGGCCUAGGGUUCUUGUCGAUGUGAGCAGAAUAGAUACUUCAACUUCAAUACUAAGUUACAAUAUUUCGGCUCCUAUUAUCAUUGCUCCAACAGCUAUACAUCAAAUGGCACACCCUGAAGGAGAGGUUGCCACAGCCAGAGCGGCAGCUGCUUGUAACACCAUAAUGGUUUUAUCUUACUCAUCUAGCUGCACUAUAGAGGAGGUUGCUGCCAGCUGCAAUGCUGUUCGCUUCUAUCAGUUAUAUGUAUACAAGAGGCGAGAUAUAACGCGUACGCUAGUAAAUAGAGCUGAAAGGAAUGGAUUUAAGGCUAUUGUCCUCACUGCUGAUACUCCAAGACUUGGUCGAAGGGAGAAAGACAUAAAGAACAAAAUGAUUGUACCACCCCUGAAAAAUUUGGAAGGCCUCUUAACAGCCAAAGUUGUCUCUGAUGCAGGCUCAAAUUUAGAAGCUUUUGCCAAUGAGACCAUGGAUGCUUCUUUAUGUUGGGAGGAUAUAGGAUGGUUAAGAUCUAUAACAAACUUGCCAAUUUUAAUCAAGGGGAUACUCACUCGUGAAGAUGCGAAAAAGGCUGUGCAAGCAGGUGUUGCUGGGAUUAUUGUCUCCAAUCAUGGAGCUCGUCAGCUAGAUUAUUCUCCUGCUACGAUUUCUGCACUUGAAGAGGUAGUUAAUGCUGUUGAAGGGAAAAUUCCAGUUCUUAUGGAUGGAGGGGUGCGGCGAGGUACAGAUGUUUUCAAGGCCUUGGCCCUCGGUGCAAAAGCUGUACUUGUUGGAAGGCCUGUAAUUUAUGGCCUGGCUGCUAAGGGGGAGCAUGGGGUGAGACAAGUCAUCGAAAUGCUGAAGGAUGAGUUUGAACUUGCCAUGGCCCUUUCUGGUUGUCCUAGUUUGAAACAUAUCACCAGAAACCAUGUCAGAACAGAGCGUGAUAGGCUUCACUCAAUGCUCUAAUAUUAUGUUCUCAUGGGGUAAUAUCUUGUACAUGGAUGGACGGAUUGCAUUGCCAACAGUCAUUCAGAAUUUCGGAUUCUUGAGGGUCAUUUGUAAUGAUCAAUUAAUUUUAUCCUUCUUAUUGUAUAAUAAUUCCCAUAUUAGUUGUACUACCGACUCAACAGUUUAGAUUCAUCUCAUUGUGAGUGAGAAUCAA
This is a messenger RNA of Pistacia vera, 1358 nucleotides long. RefSeq names its product peroxisomal (S)-2-hydroxy-acid oxidase GLO4-like. Gene Ontology annotation, molecular function: FMN binding; oxidoreductase activity. NCBI's taxonomy places the organism in Eukaryota, Viridiplantae, Streptophyta, Magnoliopsida, Sapindales, Anacardiaceae. Bases 35 to 1162 code for a protein of 375 amino acids. The record is from RefSeq and is a predicted model, not a curated record. The transcript is spliced from 12 exons.